AUGGCCGAACCAGAGACUGCCUGGCGUUUACUGCAGAGGCGUCAAGGCCAGAUUGAUGAGCUACGGAUUACUCAAGAGCAGAAGGAUUUGGAGCAUACGGGCGAGACUAUGCGCCUACGUGAGCAGCUAGCUGCUUUGGAAGACCGAAUGGCCCCUGCCGGACCUGACAUGGAGGAGGAAUACGCUCGCUUGCGUACGGAACUCGACGAUACCCGCAAGGAGAUAGCUACCCUACGUGGUGAACGUGACAGCCUAAUGACCGUGAUGCGCCUGAUGGGCCUAUCCGUUGCCAACCCGAACCAGAUGACCGAUGAUCGAGGAUCCCCUGCACCAUCCCAGACCGGAAGCAAGAGGUCGACAAAGAUGCCCGACCCCCCGAUGUUUAGUGACGGCAAGAAUGUGAAGUUCAAGGACUGGAAGACCGAGAUGAAGCGAAAGCUUCUACUGAACGAAGACUAUUAUCCGACUGCCGCCCAUCAGCUCGCGUAUGUGAACAGCCGAUGUGAAGGAAAGGCUCUAAGACACAUCAAACCUCGGAUGCAGGAAGAUGCAACCGCUACCUAUCAGACCGUCCAGGACGUCUUUGACCACUUGCAAAGUGUGUUCCACGAUCCGAAUCAUCAGCAGGUAGCUCGUGAUGAGUACCUCACUCUCAAGAUGGACCCAAAGCAGGAUUUCGGUGACUUCCUUGCAGAAUUUACUUACCUGGCAGAGGAAUCCGACCAGCCAGCAGAUCUCCGCAAGCGUGACCUUUACCGCAAGUUGCCAGCUCUGCUCCAAAACCAGGUGAUGAUUGAUGCAGGCCAAAGCUCUGUUUCCCUUGACGAAUUCGUACAGAAGUGUCAGAUCGCUUCCCGUUUGAUUUCCCAGCAGAUCGCGAACCGUGCCGAGAACCGCAACAAGAACAACCGAACUGGAGGAAACGCUUCUAACCAUCCAAACGCGAACUCGAACUCCCAGGACCGGAAGCCCACGAACCACCUCGACGACAAGGAGAAAGCUGCUUUGCUGAAAGAGGGCCGUUGCUUCGUCUGCCGUGAACAGGGUCAUAUCUCUCGUAACUGUCCAACCAAGAACCAGACUACGAACGCCGCCGCAACCUCCAACCAGGAAAGCAAGACAAAGGGCAGUAAGAAACAGGGAGGGGACAGACAGGAUGUGAUGGAAUGA
Penicillium daleae is the source of this 1170-nucleotide messenger RNA. RefSeq lists its product as uncharacterized. Bases 1 to 1170 code for a protein of 389 amino acids. Gene Ontology annotation, molecular function: nucleic acid binding; zinc ion binding. NCBI's taxonomy places the organism in Eukaryota, Fungi, Ascomycota, Eurotiomycetes, Eurotiales, Aspergillaceae. The transcript is spliced from 2 exons. The record is from RefSeq and is a predicted model, not a curated record.